This is a messenger RNA of Ceraceosorus guamensis, 363 nucleotides long. RefSeq names its product alkyl hydroperoxide reductase/ thiol specific antioxidant/ Mal allergen. The annotation marks the transcript as partial. Gene Ontology annotation, molecular function: thioredoxin peroxidase activity. NCBI's taxonomy places the organism in Eukaryota, Fungi, Basidiomycota, Exobasidiomycetes, Ceraceosorales, Ceraceosoraceae. Gene Ontology annotation, biological process: cell redox homeostasis; cellular response to oxidative stress. The record is from RefSeq and is a predicted model, not a curated record. Gene Ontology annotation, cellular component: cytoplasm. The transcript is spliced from 2 exons.
UUCUUUCCACUGGCAGGCACGCCACACUGCACCACCGAAUCGUGCAUGUUUCGAGACGCCUUGAUGGCCACGCCAGUCUUUCAUCAGACCAGAGCCAUCGUCAUUGGCAUCUCGCAAGACCCGCCUGCAAGAUCUUCGCGCUUUGUGCAGGAGCACAAGCUCACGUACCGCGUGCUGUACGAUGAGGGCAGACGCGUGAUGAACAGGUGGGGAGUCAGCAAGGCCAUGCUGGGUCUGGCGGAUAGCAGGUGCACCUUUGUGGUCGACCCGUCCGGCGUCGUCAGGGGCAUGGCCGAGGGAGUGUUCGACUCUGCUGGACACAUCAAGUACGCUGAACGCUGGUUGACCAGGAUCGAGCACGAG